GAAAAGGGUUUGCUCUCACAGCCGUUUCGACUCUCACUUCGUCUGUCUGGCAGGUCACGCUUGAGCUCUUCAGCUCUUCCAAGCUCCAGCCAUGGCCGUUGGGAAGAACAAGAGGAUUUCCAAGUCCAAGAAAGGAGGAAAGAAGAAAGCGGCUGAUCCGUUUGCCAAGAAGGAUUGGUAUGAUAUCAAGGCCCCUUCGUUGUUCCAGAACAAGAAUGUGGGUAAAACCCUCGUCUCCCGUACUCAGGGAACCAAGAUUGCUUCAGAAGGACUCAAACAUAGAGUCUUUGAGGUAUCGCUUGCUGACCUUCAGGGUGAUGAGGAACAUGCUUACAGAAAGAUGCGAUUGAGAGCUGAAGAUGUCCAAGGGAGGAAUGUUCUUACAAAUUUCUGGGGAAUGAACUUCACAACCGACAAGUUGAGGUCAUUGGUGAGGAAAUGGCAAACUUUAAUUGAAGCUCAUGUGGAUGUGAAGACCACAGACAACUACACUCUCCGGUUGUUCUGCAUUGGCUUCACCAAGAGACGUCCAAAUCAGGUCAAGAGGACCUGUUAUGCACAAUCUAGCCAGAUUAGACAGAUCCGCCGUAAGAUGAGGGAGAUCAUGGUCGCCCAGGCGACAUCUAGUGAUCUAAAGGACUUGGUUCGCAAGUUCAUUGCUGAGAGUAUCGGUAAAGAGAUUGAGAAGGCAACCAUGAGCAUCUAUCCAUUGCAAAAUGUCUUCAUCCGGAAAGUCAAGAUCUUGAAAGCACCAAAGUUUGAUCUUACCAAGCUAAUGGAGGUCCAUGGUGGUAAUGAAGAUGUUGGUCAGAAGGUUGAAAGACCUGCUGAAGAAGCAGUGACUGAGCCCCCACCAGAAAUCGUUGGAGCUUAAAUGCAGCCUUUGUUCAUUUUCUUCUAUUUUAGAGUUGCUCGAUUUAUGUUUUGUGAACUUGAAGACCGUAUUACUUGCUGCUUGUUAUGUUCUAGCUGUGAGGAAAAGAAAGUUGCAUGACCGAAAUUUUGUGCUUUAAUCCAAAUACUAAGUUUUUAUUAUAUUUAUAAUCCGAGAUUAUCUUUGAAU
Prunus mume (Japanese apricot) is the source of this 1063-nucleotide messenger RNA. RefSeq names its product small ribosomal subunit protein eS1. Gene Ontology annotation, cellular component: ribosome. The record is from RefSeq and is a predicted model, not a curated record. Gene Ontology annotation, molecular function: structural constituent of ribosome. Gene Ontology annotation, biological process: translation. NCBI's taxonomy places the organism in Eukaryota, Viridiplantae, Streptophyta, Magnoliopsida, Rosales, Rosaceae.